Molecule: messenger RNA, 1011 nt
Organism: Recurvomyces mirabilis
Lineage: Eukaryota; Fungi; Ascomycota; Dothideomycetes; Mycosphaerellales; Teratosphaeriaceae
Exons: 1
Coding region: 1-1011 (336 amino acids)
Biological process (GO): mitochondrial proton-transporting ATP synthase complex assembly
Cellular component (GO): mitochondrion
Source: RefSeq, a predicted model, not a curated record
AUGUCCUCCCCAUCCACCCGUGUCUUCAACACAGGCGGCCCCUUCCUCACCCGCACCAUCUGGUCCUCUCAAGCUCCCUACCGCUGCUACCAACGCCGCUGGGCCCAAGUCCACGACGUCCGCUUCGUCGCCUCCCGCAACUCCUCCACUAACCCCUCGGCCGUGCAGGAGAAAUACCGCGCCAAGCUCGAGCAGAAGGCGCGGGAGAAGGGGUUGAGGAAUGUGGAGGAGUUGAAGGGGGAGUAUGAGGGGCGGAUCCGGGAGUUGAGGGAGAAGGCGACGGUGCCGGGGGCGAAUGCGCCGGUGGGUGCGCAGGUGCCGCCGAGGCCGGAGGGGGUCGAUGCGAGUAUUCCUUAUCAAGCCCCACCAGUGCCGGAGACCAACGAGGAUGGUGGCGCUGCGGCACAAGCCUACGCCAAAGCGAGCAAAGACGGCGUCAAAACCCUCUCCUCCUUCCUCGACGUGCAGAAGACCUCCGAAUUACCAUCCAAGGAGAUCGAGGCACUAUGGAGAUUACGCCACGUCCGGGACCCUCAGAGCUUGUGUGCGGUCAUGCCCGCCGCGACCUUCACCCGCAUCGCCAUCACCGCGCGAAAACAUCCGCAGUUUAUCCUGCCGCUUCCCCGAGAAGGCCAGGGCGCCGAGAUUCAUUUCCUGCAGUGGACUUUUCCGUCAAAGAAUACAGCAACAGUUCUCUUCACGCACCUGGCUGAAUUCAAACUGCGAGGGGAGUUCGCGCAGCCGCAUACGACUGUGACCCAUCAUCUCGAUCUCGCGGGGAGUAAUGAUAUCGUGCUGCUCGAGGGUAGGGUGACGGAGGAUAAAGGGUUGAGCGUGGACGAGGGGAAAUGGCUUCUGAUGUGUCUGCAGAAAUUCUAUGGCUUUGAGGCCCAUAGCGAAGGGGCUCGGGCUAAUGCGGGCAGGAGGAGGAAGCUGAUGGAGCAGUUUUCGGGUGGCGACGAGACGUUCAAGGUUGAGGAGUUGGUGGAGGAGGCGGAGAAGGUACCUUGA